AUGGCCCCCUCUGCUGAACCAACUGCAGAGCUAUCGCAUUUGCCCAAGGCCGAUGGCUCUGCGACCUUUUCUUAUGGAGGAUACGCCAUAGUGGCCGCUGUCAACGGCCCCGUUGAAGCUCAGCGGCGAGACGAGAAUGCCUUUGAGGCUCUCGUGGAUGUCAUUGUCCGACCCGCUGCCGGUGUAGGAGGAACCCGUGAGAGGCAGCUCGAGUCAAUCUUACAGGCCGCCCUUAGGCAGCUCAUCCCUGUGAGAGACUAUCCUCGCUGUGUGAUUCAGAUCACUCUUCAGGUCGCCGAGACGCCGGAGAACGCAUAUGUCAACACCAAGCUAUCUCAGUCACAGCUAAACCUCCCAAUCAUUCCGGCACUUCUUCACUCGGCCAUUCUAGCACUCCUAAGCGCCGCCGUCUCCCUCAAGGCUAUCGGCGCAGCCACUGUCCUCGCCAUCCCAGAGGAGGACGGCAAGGAUAUCAUUGUUGACCCUACCGCGGUUGAGGUUGACCACGCCAAGUCGGUUCAUGCCCUCGGCUUCACUUCACACGAUGAGCUGCUUCUGGCCGAGAGCGAGGGUUCAUUUUCCCCUGACGAGUGGGCCAAAGUACUCCAGCUUGGGCAGCGCAUAUGCUGCGAGCAUCAACAACCCGGCUUCGAUACAAGCAUGACGGGCAACGACCUGGAGUCGAAGAGCAUGACGCAGUUCAUCCGAUCCGUCAUGGAGGCCAAGGUGGCAGAAGACCUGUACUGGAAGUGA
This is a messenger RNA of Fusarium falciforme, 753 nucleotides long. RefSeq names its product RNase-PH domain-containing protein. Bases 1 to 753 code for a protein of 250 amino acids. Gene Ontology annotation, cellular component: nucleolus; cytoplasmic exosome (RNase complex); nuclear exosome (RNase complex). NCBI's taxonomy places the organism in Eukaryota, Fungi, Ascomycota, Sordariomycetes, Hypocreales, Nectriaceae. Gene Ontology annotation, biological process: rRNA catabolic process; U4 snRNA 3'-end processing; poly(A)-dependent snoRNA 3'-end processing. The transcript is spliced from 3 exons. The record is from RefSeq and is a predicted model, not a curated record.